AUGGGUGGAAAUUUGAAAUAUUUGUUGGUGUUGAUGGUGAUGAUUGUUGAAAGUUGCAAUGGUGGAGUUGUUCACAAAGUUGGUGAAUCUUCUGGUUGGACCAACAUCAAUCUUACUUCUUCCUAUUACAAUUCUUGGACUGCUUCAAAGAAUUUCCAAGUUGGUGACACCAUUUUGUUUGAGUACAACAAGGAAUUCCACAACGUAGUGAGAGUGACGCACAAGAACUUCAACACGUGCAACUCAACCGCUCCGUAUGCAUCGUGGGCUACCGGCAACGACUCGUUCCCCAUCACGAAGACAGGCCACUACUACUUCAUCUGUGGUCUGCCGAGCCAUUGCCAGGCCGGUCAGAGGGUCGACAUUCGGGUCACUCAACGCACACCCAGCCAAAGCCCAAGCCCGAGCCCAAGCCCAAGACCGAGCCCGAGCCCAAGCCCAAACCCAGUAAUAGAUACCCCGGAUACUAUCGCUCCGGCUCCAGCUCCAGGCCCAUCUGCUGUCCAUCCUAGUAAAAAGAGUGCCUCUUCAUCUCUUCAAUCACAUUUAAUGCUGUUGAUGUUUGUGGUAGCUACUGCCCUUGCAUUUUAG
Molecule: messenger RNA, 591 nt
Organism: Salvia hispanica
Lineage: Eukaryota; Viridiplantae; Streptophyta; Magnoliopsida; Lamiales; Lamiaceae
Product: mavicyanin-like
Cellular component (GO): plasma membrane
Molecular function (GO): electron transfer activity
Source: RefSeq, a predicted model, not a curated record